This is a messenger RNA of Erythranthe guttata (spotted monkey flower), 1770 nucleotides long. RefSeq lists its product as uncharacterized. The record is from RefSeq and is a predicted model, not a curated record. Gene Ontology annotation, molecular function: protein binding. NCBI's taxonomy places the organism in Eukaryota, Viridiplantae, Streptophyta, Magnoliopsida, Lamiales, Phrymaceae.
AUGAAGGGUUCUGGAAUAGCUCUGAUUCGUAGAGCAAUAGCUGCUAAAUCUUCUCUUGAUCACUUCUCUUUCUUUUCUUCAAAUAUUCAUACGGAUAGACGAUUUUUGGCGAAGCCCAGAAUCAAUCUGAGUUGUGUAAAUGUAGUAGACGAUGCUGUUUUCUUGUUUCGUAAGAUGUUGAGAUUGCGGCCGAAGCCUUCAGCCGUUGAAUUCAAUAAACUACUGCAAGUUGUUGUCAAGAUGAGAGAAUUCAGGGCUGCCCUCUACGUGUUCGGCGAAAUGCGCCAAUGGGGUGCAUCUGUGGAUGAGUACACGAUGAACAUCUUGGUUAACUGUUGUUGCCUUUCGAAACGUGUAGACAUUGGUUUUGCUGUCUUUGGCAGCUUCUUUAAACACGGUUACGAGGCAGAUGUUACGACAUUCACCACUCUCUUAAAAGGUCUCUUUUUAGAUGGUAAUGUGGCCGAGGCAGAGAAAUUGUUCAAGAAGAUCUUGGCUUUGAAACUUUGUGAGCCGAAUGAUGUUACGAUUCUUACUGCGAUAGAUGGGCUCUGCAAAGCUGGACAUGUGCUUACUGCCCAUGAUUUGCUUCGGUUAUUGGAAAAGACUAUCUAUAAACCCGAUGUUAAGGCUUAUAGUGCAGUAAUUGAUGGCUUAUGCAAGGGCCGAAUGGUGGAUAAUGCACUCGAGUUGAAGUCUAGAAUGAUUGAUAAGGGCGUUUCACCGACCGUUGUCACAUAUAGCUCGAUGAUUCAGGGCUUGUGCGAUUUUGGUAGAUGGAAAGAGGUUAAAGACUUAUUGAAUGAAAUGGUCAAUCACAAGAUCUCGUUAGAUGUUGUUACUUUUAAUGUAUUGGUUGACGCAUUUUGCAAAGAAGGAAAUGUUAAAGAGGCUGAGGAUGUUUUGGAAAUUAUGAAGCAACAAAAUAUUUGUCCUAAUAUUUUCACUUACACUGCACUGAUAGAUGGAUAUUGUUUGCAAGGGAAAAUGGAUAAAGCGAAAGAGGUGUUUGAUUCCAUAACGCGCAACGGCCUUAAGCCAUGUAUUAGGAGUUACGGCACUCUAAUAAACGGAUACUGCAAGAAGGGAAAAGUUGAUGAAGCUCGGCGUCUUUUUCUGGAAGCUUCUUCCAUAGGCUUAGAGCACACGACAGUUACAUAUAGCAUCAUGAUACACGGAUUAUUUAGUGAAGGUAGAAAUGCUGAUGGAUGGAAACUUUAUAAGGAUAUGGAAGCUCGGCACGUACGUCCAGAUUUAUAUACUUGCAAUAUUUUGUUGGAUAGCUUGUGCAAGACACAACAGAUUGCUGACGCGUUUUUAUUUCUACGGGCGAUGGAAGACAAAGGGUUAAACCCUAAUAAUACAGUCACAUAUGGUAUCCUGAUUAACGGUUUGUGCAAAGAUGGUAAAAUUGAAGAGGCAAAAAAGCUUUUAAACGAACUUCCUUCCAAAGGGUUGAAACCUACGAACCGCAUAUAUUCUGUCAUUAUUCGUGCCCUUUGUGAAGAAGGGUUUCUAGACGAGGCAAAAGACUUGCUUAUAAAAAUGGAGAGAAGUUGCGCACCGGAUAGCAUGACAUACAACAUCAUUAUCCAUUGCUUGCUGAAGAAGAAAGAGGUUUACAAGGCAAUGCCAUUCUUAGAGGACAUGCACAAAAGGGGACUUUCAGCCGAUGCAGCUACUUCUUCCAUGUUAAUUAGUCUCUUGCAAGGAUCAAACGAAGAUGAUGUUCUUCUCGAAAUGAUUAAGAAAGUUGUACCGAAAAUAUAA